AUGUCCAUCAAGUCGGUGAUGCCAUCCAACCAUCUCAUCCUCUGUCAUCCCCUUCUCCUCCUGCCCUCAAUCUUUCCCAGCAUCAGAGUCUUUUCCAUUGAGUCAGUUCUUCACAUCAGGUGGAUUGGAGCAUCAAAGUAUUGGAGCUUUAGCUUCAGCAUCAGUCCUUCCAAUGAAUAUUCAGGACUGAUUUCCUUUAGGAUUGACUUUUGGAUCUCCUUGAAGUCCAAGGGACUCUUCAAGAGUCUUCUCCAUCAUCACAGUUCAAAAGCAUCAGUUCUUCAGUGCUCAGGUUUUUUUAUAGCCCAACUCUCACAUCCAUACAUGACUACUGGAAAAAUCAUAACUUUGACUAGACACACCUUUGUUGGCAAAGUAAUGUCUCUUCUUUUUAAUAUGCUGUCUAAGUUGGUCGUAGCUUUUCUUCCAAGGAGCAAGCAUCUUUUAGUUUCAUGGCUGCAGUCACCAUCUGCAGUGGUUUUGGAGCCCAAGAAAAUGAAAAAAACAAAAAACAUGCUGUGUAGCAUGGCCAAAAAAAUAAAAAUAAAUAACAAGAAUAAUAAAAUAAUUAAAAAAAAAAGAAACAAUGCAUUUUUGUGUGUAGGUCCUUUCUUUAAACUGCAUUCAAUAGACAUCCCCACAGACCCAGAGUAG
Molecule: messenger RNA, 654 nt
Organism: Rangifer tarandus platyrhynchus (Svalbard reindeer)
Lineage: Eukaryota; Metazoa; Chordata; Mammalia; Artiodactyla; Cervidae
Source: the annotation of a GenBank genome assembly